Chrysemys picta bellii (western painted turtle) is the source of this 4890-nucleotide messenger RNA. RefSeq names its product T-box transcription factor 21 (gene TBX21). The record is from RefSeq and is a predicted model, not a curated record. Gene Ontology annotation, molecular function: RNA polymerase II cis-regulatory region sequence-specific DNA binding; DNA-binding transcription factor activity, RNA polymerase II-specific. Gene Ontology annotation, biological process: lymphocyte migration; positive regulation of DNA-templated transcription; regulation of transcription by RNA polymerase II. Lineage: Eukaryota; Metazoa; Chordata; Testudines; Emydidae. Gene Ontology annotation, cellular component: nucleus.
UCUUGAAGGCAGAGGAUGGAGCAGGUGGAGUGACAGAGCGGGGCAGACGAGGCAGCUCCCAGGAGUGGGGGGAAAUCCCCCCCCCUUCGCGUAACCCUUGGAAAGAGGGGAGGUGUCAGGGGGAAACUCCCCCCGCCCCCUGGAACCGAGCGGCUCUGUCUGGGAUCUUUAGUUGGGAGGAUUUUGUACACACCGAGCUCGGGACAGGGGGUUUUGCUGCCUUUGCUCCUGGCGUGUCCGGACCGGCGAUGAAGCCCCGGCCCCGCGUGUGAACCGGACUCCGCCGCCGCUGAAGCGGGGCUGGGAGCUGUGGGGCGAGCGCUGCAGAGAUUUUGGUGCGCGGCGGCGGCGGCGGGGGGGUCUCUCGCUUUUUUUUUGUUUUUCCUUUUUCUUUGCACAACCUGAUGAGUUGCUGAGGGAGGGGAGGGGGCUGAUCUCCCCCCCCCCCACCUCCUCCCCUGCAAACUCCCCCACCCCGCCUCGCUUGGCAAGUCGAUGGGCGCCCUGGACCCAAUCUCCGGAGCCAGCAGCCCCGCGCUCACCAUGCUGAAUGGGGCCGAGAGCCAAAGUUUUGCCAAGGAGCCGCUGGAUCUGCAGGGGGCCAAGGAGCCGGCCGAGCUGAAGAUGGGCGUCCCGGAGCGGUUCUACUUCCCCGACGCCCCGGCUCCGGAGAGCUGCCCGCUGAGCCUGCCCUACAGCGCCCCGAUGGUCCCGGGGGGCUUCGGGGGCAGCGCUCCGGCCACCGGCCGCUUCCUCGGCCCGGCCCUGAGCAGCUGCUCCGCCUACAGACCCCAGCCGCCGCCCGCCGCCGCCCAGCCGGGCGGCCACGGCUUCGCGCUGCCUCCCGGCGAGCUCUACCCCGGCGGCGGGGAGCUCUACCCGAGCCCGGCGGCGGGGGACAGCUGCUACCCAGGCGCCGUGCAGCACGUGUUCCCCCGGGGCCCGCUCUACCCGGUGCCCGGCUACCAGCUCUCCGGCAAGGUCCAAGUGAUGCUCAACAACUACCCGCUCUGGGCCAAGUUCCACAAGCACCAGACCGAGAUGAUCAUCACCAAGCAGGGCAGGCGGAUGUUCCCGUUUCUCAGCUUCAACCUCUCCGGGCUGGACCCCGUGGCUCACUACAGGGUCUGCGUGGACAUUGUCCUGGUGGAUCAGCACCACUGGAGGUACCAAGGCGGGAAGUGGGUCCAGUGCGGCAAGGCCGAGGGGAACAUGCCAGGUAACCGGCUGUACAUCCACCCCGACUCAUCCAACACCGGGGCCCACUGGAUGCGCCAGGAGGUCUCGUUUGGAAAACUCAAGCUCACCAAUAACAAGGGGGCAUCCAAUAACAUCACACAGAUGAUUGUGCUGCAGUCGCUGCACAAGUACCAACCGCGGCUGCACGUGACGGAGGUGAAGGAGGGGGAAGGGGAUGAGGCCUAUCCCUCCGGCAACACCCAGACCUUCAUCUUCCCGGAGACGCAAUUCAUCGCCGUCACGGCCUACCAGAACGCCGACAUCACUCAGCUGAAAAUCGACCACAACCCCUUUGCCAAGGGCUUCCGGGACAACUUCGACUCGAUGUACACGACAGCAGAGGGCGACCGCGUGACCCCGUCCCCGCCCGACGCCACCAGCUGCCAGCAGCUCCUGCCCGGCAGCCGCUUCCCGUCCUUCCUGCACGAGCAGUACCCGCUGCCCCAGAGCCGCUACUACAACGGGGAACCGCUGCAGCACAAGGAGCACCCCCGCUGGUACUUCGCCUCCCAGCAGCCCCCCACCGCCCCCCUGGAUUACGGCGCCUACGAGGGCAGCUACGGCGGGAACAAGUACAUGCCCUUUGGCGUCAAGGCCUUCCCCCUGCCGGCCUCGCCCCACGCCACCCUGCCCUACUACCAGGAGCCCCACCCCUUUGGCUCGCCGCCCGCCGCCUGGCAGCCGCCCGCCAAGCCCAGCCCCGGGGCGCUGGGCUGGUUCCGGUCCGUGCGGGACGUCCGGCCCCUGCCCGCCAGCGAGGAGAAGGGGAAGGACGCGGAGGGCUGGGCCGAGCCGGCCUCGGUCAAGUCGGUGGACUCGUCGGACUCUGGACUCUUCGAGGCGGAGUGCAAGCGGCGCAGGGUGUCGCCCUACGCCUCCAGCGCCGAGAGCUCGCCCCCCGCCCGUAACGGGGACCUGUACGACAAGGACGGGGGCGCCGACCCCGGCUACUACGGCUUUUACGGCAACUGAGGGGGGCGGGGAGGGAGCGUUUUCCUGGUGCUGCGGGGCUGGAGCUCCCCCGCCCCCCAAAUCAUAUCAGAUGUCCCCAGGGAAAGGGCGCGACGGGGGGCAUUUGCUGCAGACAGACGCAGCAGAGAAGGUGAAGGUGGGGGGGUGAAGCUUCUCUGGGCGACUUGCCCCCCCCCAGCCCCCCGGUGCACAGUUCAAGCCCUGCCCACACAAAUGUUACUGUUUGUUGGCGGGGGGCAGGGUGGGGGUGAGCGUGUGCCCGAACUCAGUGUGUGCCAGGCUGGGCCCUGCUGGCCCGUGUUUGUGCAACGGCACAUGUGCACACGCCCUCGUGCGCCUGUGGUUGUAGUCGUGCACGCGGGAGAGGGGGGGCAGCCCCAGAGGUGCUCACACCCAUGUGCAUUUACACACUAGCCCAUGCCCCAGUCACGCACAAGCACAUGGGCACACCGUGCUGCACGCGCCUGUUCCCCCGCAUUGGUCACACAUACACAGGGGGGCUCACACAUGAGAGAAAAAUGCCCACGCCUGUGUGCCCAUGCGUGCUUCUGCACUGGUGGCCUGACACGCUCCCCUCUAUUAAAUUAGGCAAACAACCAACAAAGGCACCCCCCCAAAGCACCAACAAUGCAGUUACCCUGCAGCCAGGAGACCCACCGAGGCUGCAGGCCUGGCCUGACCCUGCUUAUCACUGAUGCCCUGAGCGCCUGUCUUGCCAUCCCCAGGCCAGGGUGGGCUGGGCACAGGGGCACGUUUUGUUUCCCCACCUCCACCCCAAUUGCUCAGUGCUGCCCUCCGGUGGCAACCAGUGGUGGCGGGAGCACCCUCCUAGCAGCCUCAUUUCCCCCCAUUGCAGCAGGCACCUUCUGGCCCCCCCCACUUCUCCCCGAGCGUGCAGAGGGUUCGGGCAUGACGGGGGCCUGGUCCGUGCCCAGCGCAGCCCCCUGCAGAAAGGCGCCAAACCACAUGGGUGGCCUCGGCUGCUCCCCUGUGGCUCUGCUGGGUCUGGCAGUGGGCAGGAAGGCCAUGCUUGGGGGGCGGGGAUGAGUUUUGCACCAACCUUACCUCAGCCACCGGCAGUGACCCCGGGCUGGUCCCUGCCCUCAGCUCAGGGGAGCAACUAAAGCAAAUUGGGGGGGGGGGGUGCCAUACCUGACAAGCCCUGGAAACUGAAAGGCUCUGCCCCCUCCCACCCCCCAAGUAAGAACCCUCAGCCCCCUCCCCGUCUGGCCUGUCUCUUCACCUCACCUCAGGGGCGCCUGGGGUCCCCCAGCUCACGGGGCAGAGGCCCCCGCUGCCCCCACGGGCGCUACGAACCAGCCGUGCAAGGGGGCAGGAGCAGACUGGUUCACUGAGGCCGGCCUACAGUGCCCAUCUGCCCGUGGCAAUGCAGCCAUCGGGACGAGGCACCUACAUUGACAAUAGGGGCACUGCCAGCUUGGGGGGGGGCAUCCCCCCCACAUCCCACCUUCUGAGCCCUCCAGCUCCAACUUGGCACUGUGGGGAGGGGGGAUGUUGCCUUUCACCCCCAGCCAGCCUAGCCUGGCCCCCCCAUUCCUGUCCUGUCCCUCGGCUACGGGCAGCCCCUGUGCGCGUGAGUUUGGGUUUGUGGCGUCCACAAGGGAAGGGAAGGAAAGGCGAACGGCUGCCGCUGAACGUAAGCCCUGGACUUACGGCUCUGCCCAGCAGGCCCUAUGCUGAGGCCCUGACGGUGGUGCUCCUUGGGUGGGGGCUGUCUGAGCUGCCCCAUGGGGAGGGGGGUCGUUGGAGGGUAAAGGCGCCCCAUUCUAACACAGCGGCAUUGCCCCGAGCCGUUUAGCCAGGCCAGAAAGCAGGGCACCCCCCCAGGAUGUGCAGCUCAGAACGCCGCCGGCUCCCUGACCCCUCUCUCCACGCGCGCGGAUGGGUGCUGCCCCCCGAGCGGCUAACUCCAGCCUUGCUUUGCAAAGCCAUUCGGGGUGGGGGGGGGGGAAGCAUCAGCCAGAAAUAUUCAUGGAUCUUGCAGCAUUUCAGAGCAGGGCAGCCUGCUGCUCCCUCCACACGGCUCAUCCCCGCGACCAGCAGGGCGGCGCAUGGGUGAAGCCGGGCGAUUCCCCGCGAACCAGCCCCCCCUUUGCACCCCAGUUCCUGGCCUUCCAGGAGGCUUUGCUCGCCAGUGCCCAACCAGCAGGGAGCCUGCCCCACAAAACCCUCCACCACUCAGCUACGCACCUAACGAUUCGGGGGGAGCGGGGGGAGGCAGGGGGUUAGUUACACGUUAAAUGUUAUUUUUCUCUCCCCCCCUCCUCGGGGCAUGCCCCUGGACCUGCAAUAUUUGAAGCCUCUAGCCUGGGAACACUGGAGGUGGAUUUAUUCAGCCAGACAAUCAGAGGACAGUGCCAGCCUGUUAGCAGCAGGCCCGGCCCUCCUUGCAGCCCACCACCCUGGGCUGCCCCCACUGCGGGCACGGGCCAGCGCCAGCCCUGCCGCACUCGCCCAAACUGUUUACACGCCGCCACGUGUAGGCGGCGAAAGGUGCAGGUCUGUUCCGGGGGGAGGGGGGGGUUGUUUGUUUGUUUUUUAAGAAAAAAAUCUUUACUUUUGAAAAUAUUUAUUGACCCAUGUACAGAUUCUACACGUUCACCGUGGUUUGUUUUUUGCUUAAGACUUUCUUUAAAUAAACUAUCAAGCUGUGGCGCC